Molecule: messenger RNA, 264 nt
Organism: Antrostomus carolinensis (chuck-will's-widow)
Lineage: Eukaryota; Metazoa; Chordata; Aves; Caprimulgiformes; Caprimulgidae
Product: meiotic recombination protein REC114-like
Exons: 2
Source: RefSeq, a predicted model, not a curated record
AUGGAGGUGGCGGGCGGGGCUCGUGGUUCCGAGCCGGGGCUGACCUCAGCCCCGGGCGGCACCGGCGACACCUCCCUCCUCAGCAGCGCCACAACGUGGCCCUUGAAGCGCUACGGCCGCUUCCUACCGCCGACGGAUGGUGAUGAUGAAGGGCAAAACAGCUCCUCUUGGAAGGUUUUUGAAUCAAGUGAAGAAUCAGGCCAUCUUAUCCUUACCAUUGUUGUAUCUGGCCAUUUCUUUAUUUCCCAAGGGCAAACAGUACUG